AACUCGGAAUGCAUAUUGAAACUUAACUUGGUAAACAGGAACCUAUUUGAUUAAGUUACAAUGGCUGACACAGACGAUGACAUAGAAAAAGCAGAAAACCUGCCCCAAGAUCCUCCACAACCAGUGGUUGAUCGGGAAGAAAUUGAGCAUCAAAGAAUCGUCAGCAAAGAAAGACUCACAAUGGACAACACAAAGAAUGUCACAGAGCAUGCAGAACAUAUAAUUCCUGUUCCAGAAACUGUUACACCUGAAGUCGAAACACCAGGGUUAAAAAAUCCAGCACAUUUAAAUGUGGAAGAAAUACUGUUUGUUCCGUCUUCUGCGAGCACCAACGUCGAACAGCAGGAGUCUUUCACUGGUUUUCAGUCCAUGGAAUAUGAGUACGAAUAUGAUUGGCACGAGGGUGCAGGAUAUCUCGUUGAAAGUGGCAAAGACUAUGCAGGCCCACGUAUUACUUCCUACAACAGUGACGAUUAUAUUUCAGGUCCAACCCAUGUUAAAGGCGGGACAGUUCCCAUAAAUAUUUUGGAAUUUCAUCAUUCAUAUGCAUAUGACUGCCAAAGGCAUUUCAAUCUUUGCGUCGCAGACCCAAAUACGAUAAUUUUUGCAUCUGGUAAUUUGAUACAUUUCUUCAAUGUCCCAGAAAAUAGGAUAUGGUUCAGACGUGGGUCGACUGGUGGUGGAAUUGGUCAUAUUACUAAAAAUCCAACAUAUAAUCACAUAGCCGUUGGCGAAAAUGGAAUCAAUCCUCCUAUUAUAAUUUACGAAUGGCCAACGAUGGAGAUCGUCACCAUUUUGAUGCAGGGCACAAAGCGCUCGUAUUCUCAUUUGGCAUAUAGUCCAGAUGGACUGCUAUUAGUCUCUCAAGGAGGAGAACCAGAUUACAUGAUAACUGUAUGGAAUUGGUCAAGAGCUAGGAUCAUGCUGCGAUGCAAAUCGCAUGUUCAAGACAUCUAUAAUGUAACAUUUUCACCAUCCGUUCCUGGACACUUGACUUCAAGUGGAUCCGGUCACAUUAAGUUUUGGAAAAUGGCUAAAACUUUCACCGGCCUUAAACUGAAAGGUGAACUUGGCAGGUUUGGAAAAACCGAGAUUUCAGACAUAGUCGGAGUCUACCCGAUGCCUGAUGAAAAGGUUGUCUCUGGCUGUGAGUGGGGAAAUAUUUUGCUAUGGGACGAGGGUCUAAUAAAACUAGAAGUCUGUAAAACAGCACGAAACACUUGUCAUGCAAAAUUGAUAACACAGUUUGAAUAUAAUAACGGUGAAUUAAUGUCUGUUGGCAUGGAUGGUUGGAUUCGCAUAUGGUUUUAUGAAACUAUUGAACAAGCUGAUCCGCCAGAUGAUGAUUGCUUCAUCGAAAUUGAGCCGAUAUACGAAUUUGAAAUUGCUGAGGACAAUGCCAAAGGCGACCAUUCCAUGCUCAUGUGUGUUCAGAAAAAAGAGCCAGAAGACUUUGAGCAGUCAUUUUGGUAUGCUCAAGAUGGCAACGGCGGUUUGUGGCUAAUCGACAUCUGUACCUCUGGAGUACCAGAACCACCAAGGAAAAUAUUGACGUGCCAUGCAGGUCCUAUUGUUGACAUGAGCGUUUCGUCCUGGGGCCCAUUUGUCGUUACCUUUGGUAGGGAUGCAUAUUUACACAUCUAUAAUUACUAUACCAAGAGAUUGAUCCUGGUUCACAAGUUCCACGAUGUCGGUACUCAAAUCAGAUGGCUUCCAUGCUCGGUCGAAGCUAGUGGUUGUAGUUUAGUGUGCGCAUUUGGAAGCGGUGUUCUUCGCGUGGUCACAAUAGCCGUAGAGAAAGCCAAUUCGGCAUCGGAUAUAAAAGGUGAUUACGUUCGAUUGCUACAGGCAAUAAAACCACACUCUAGUCCCAUCACAGUUAUGUCGCUGAACGAAUCGAACAGUUUACUUGUUACCGGAGCUGAAGAUGCAACAGUGUUCGUUAUGCGCCUUCGUAAAACGAAACCUUAUCCUGUGCUUGUACCAAUUGGCUACAUCAGAGUUCCAUCAAGCCCAACCUGUCUCACAUGGAAACCUGUAGAAAUUAGGUCAAUACUGAUUGGCUGCCUCAAAGGUGAAUGUGUCGAAGUGAAAUUACCUGCCGACACUGUCGACUACACUACAGUAUCAUACGAGCUCGUACGCUGCGAGUUGCGUAUCUUCAAAUUUGUAUCCGUGAAAUCUGCGAUUCGCAGGGAGUUGUUUCACCUUAAUUUAUUGAAGAAGAAAGCAGCGAAAACUGCUGUCAAGAUGAAGCAAAUGGCACAACUUGUGGCUGAUAAUCCUGGAAUUGAAAUCGACGAGGAAGCCUUUUUAAUGGAUUCUGAAGACGAUCCGCCGUAUCCCGACAUCCAUAUACCAGAAGUGCCAAAUAAAGUGUUGUUUGCUAAUUACACGGUUGGCAAUACCAUCUGGUUAUCAAUGGCAGGAUUUGAUGCGGGGUACAUAUAUGAAUAUCCACUCCCAACAACUGGCACGAAUGUCUGUGAGCCUUGUAAAAGCACAAUGGUCUUUGAUGGAGACGAUACAGAAAUAAGCAGUUACGUGUUCUAUAAUGAUAAGAAGUAUUUGAUUCUCGGUAUGGAACAUGGUGAAAUCCGCGUUUGUCGCGUCAAUAGAGACGAUCACACAGACUUAUCAGAUUAUUGGAUAUUACCGAUGCAUGAUAAUUACAACGGAUACAUACCAAAGAUAUUGAUUAGCCAUGACAAUAGAAUGCUACUGACCUGCGGACAUGAUGGAAAUUUGUUUUCGUAUUUGAUUAACGAUGCCGGUGAACAUACGGAGUCUUAUUUAAGUCCGGAAGUACAUGCGCCGUUUCGAAAACUGCCGGAAAAAAACACAGAUGAUAUCGAAGAACUGUCUUAUCCAAGUUUAGAAGAGGUGAUCGUAAAAGCUGAGUACAACAGAAUAAUGGCUGCGGCGAAACAGAAGAAGAAUGAGGUCUUAAAUAUAUUGAGCGGACUUGGAGAAACUUACGCAAAAAUUAUUGAUCGAAAUCGUAGUCUAAUCAAGUCUCAACAAAUACCGCAUUCGGAGUUCGAGUUAGAUCCUAGAAUCACAACGGAUUUGAACCAACAGUUACAGGCAGAAAUGGAUCUCGUACACAGAAAAUUAGCGUUCAAAGUGGAGAAGAGCAAGCUUCAUCUCCGGAAGUUGAUGAAUCAUUUUAUAGAACCGAUCACUUGCCUUCCUUUCGAAGUUUGCAAAAUACUGUCACCAAACACUUCGGUAAAAUCAUUACGCGAGCGGAAAUUGGAUGAAACAUUUUUGAACGCUUGUACCGAAGUAGCGAGAAGGAUAAAGGAACGAGACAAUGCAGGCAGACAUGCAGAUGUUAAAGCUGAGGAAGUGGAAGAAGAAGCUGUGGAGAAAAAGAAAAUUUCAGGCGUGGAAAGUUUUCUUAAAGGAUUAAGUCCGUCAACAAUUCAGUACCGUCUGGGUGUCAAAGUCAAUCAGAUGCUGAGAAAAUACCGUGCUCGAAAAGCUAGAUUUGAAGAGCGUCAAAUGGAGUGGAAGGCAAUGUAUGCGAGUAAGCCAAAUCAGCGUGUAAAUCAUCCAGACGACGUAGCUGCUAUUGAAAAUGCAGAAAACGCGAUUGGUGAUUACAAAUUAAAGACAUCGGCAAAUUUCAGUAUUCCCAAAGAGCAAAGAGAGAAUACAUUGAACAAGUACAAACAGUUUUUGGAUGCAAGGAAAAGGGCUCACGCAAUGCGGGAAGGCUUCAAUGAUAAGUUGAGAAGUAUUAGAAGCAAGAAGGAGGCUCUGCUAUGCGAGGUUAAUGAUUUGGUACUGAAAUUGAAAAAAAUACACGCAGAGAUACCUGAAAAACGAAUCAAGCCAAUACCAACUGUCCCACAGAUUGAUUACAACAUUGAAUUUCCAGAAAGAAAUUUGAAGUUUGAGCAAUAUGUAUCAAUGGCUGAGAAAGUGAGGGAGGCAAAGCGAACUAAGAAAGGAUUUGCAACAGAAAUCGUUAACAACCCGGAAGACGAGGAACACGAAUUACUAUUGAUGGAUGAAAAAACUGUUCAGCUGGAACGGGAGAGCAGUUUGACUACAUUGUUCAUGAAAAUGCCUGAGAAAAGGUAUAGAGCUCUGUCUGUGGUAGCGGAAGAUGUAUUGCAGAGUUUGAUGUCAGGUGAUCACAUCGAAACACCUUGGGAAAGAGAAUUGAAACGUUCUCGUGUUGCUAGACAAAUCUAUGAACAAGAUUGUAUACUGGAACACAUUCAGGAAAGCUACGAGGAAUUAGAUAAAAGUUUGGACGAACUGGAGCGAGAGCGACUCCAGAUUGUAACUGAUAGCGUCUAUAUGGAGCUGUUUAUUUUAACUUUACAUCAGGAGCUGAUUGUUCUUAAGGACUUUGAAGCAAUGGAAGAUAUGUUGACCGAAAAGGUAACGGAGAAAAUCAACGAAAGGGUCACUGCCAAAAUGAAGAUACAAAUGAUGACCAGCAGAAUUGAUCAAAAGAAUAAAGAGAUUGUUAAAUUGCAUGCAAGAAUAAAAGAGCUUGUCUCAGAGUUUAUGAGCAUGAUCAGUGAAAAUAAGUUUCACGACUUUUUGAAGAGGAUCUUUAGAAAAAAGUACAAACCACCAAAACUUGAAGAUGAGUCGUCAUCGUCUUCGUCAUCAACAACAGACAGCAGCUCAGCGGAAGACGAUACAGAAAGUAUUGAUAGUCGAGAAAUUGGGCCGAUUCACCUUGAUGAAAAUACUUGCCCACCGAAUUGUGAUCGGGAAAUUUAUCUCGCAGCAUUUUCUAUGCGCGACAAACGCUACGAGUAUGAAUUUCAAAUAAAAGAGGAGCAAAAGUGUAUCGAAAGUCUUCGAAAAGAAAUCGAAAGUGAUACAAAGAAGCUGAAAGUGAUUGAAAAUGUUUUGAAAAGUAAUCAAGAUGAAUUACAAGCUUUCAUGCGAGAAAAGCAAUGUAAAUUGAAUGAUAUCGAUAUGACUGUGAUAUUAAAACUGCAUCAAUUGCAGCAUUUAAAAGACGAAAUGACCAUGGAAAAGAUUAACGACUGCGUAGUAUUUGACAAAGACAAAUUGACAAGCCUCUACGCUAGGGUAGGCGAGCUCAGGGAAGAAACAACUGAACAGAAAGCUAAACACAAAAAAAAUCGUAUGCAUUUGCAACGUAUGAAUGUUGAUUGUAAACACAUGGAUGCAGAAAUAUACAGAUUGAAAAGUCGUAUACGACAAGAAAUGAUGAAGAAAUUUGGUCAGGAAGUGUCUCUUAACACUCUUUACGAAGCUGUGUUGAGGCGCAUGAUUUACGAUAUCAAAGUUGGUCUCACUGAAAUGGUUCCGGUAUUUGAAGGUCAAAUUAAAUGCAUUCGAGAUAAAUAUGCAGAGGAGAUAAAAACCUUGGAAACGGUCAUUCAAGAUAACACUGAGAAAUUAAGCUUCUUAACGGUGUUGGAGGAGGAACAAUUGAAACUAAGGAAAGUUCUGAAACACAUUCCUGUAUCAGAAGAAGAAAUGUCGAGAAUUGAUUCAGAAUAUCGUGGAGACCUGAAGAAACUUGAAAACAUCCUUAAAAGUCAGAUGGAACAGAAAGAGUUGUUAAAGAAUGAGAUAAAAAACCUAAGUUUAAAAUCAAGACCGCUACCACCAAUUAGUUGUCAGAAAAAUGCAAAAGUGAGCAAAAAAAGUGUGAAAAAGGCAACAAGGGAAAAUGCAGUAGCGGUGAUCAAUAUGGAAACUGGAGAAGGUGUAGCACUUGAGAAAAUUGAUACCCAAGUUGAAGUUGAGGGGGAAGAAGAAGAAACUAGCAAUAGAGAAAAUGAUGACGAAGAAUGCAUAGAGACGACAACAGAAGAAAUGUAUGACAAAAAAGAAAAUUAUGAGGACAACAUGCAGCUGCAGCCGAUGGAUGAGUGCGACAAUAAUACGUCGACAAUGGUACACCACUUGCUCUCACGAAUAAUUCAGGCCUCGUUAGGAGAUGAAGAGGAGAGUGUGGAAUGGGACAUAUUGCGAGAGGUGGUGUCUAACUUGCCAAUCGGCGGCAGUAGAGAGGAAUUGCGUGCGGGAAUUGAACGAAGUAUUGAAAACAUUAUUGCGUCACUGCCACAACAAGAUGACCCGGAAAAUGUUGAAGCAAUGUGUCAAGCCAUCCGGGAGAUAAUUAACGAAAUUAUAUUUCGAUUGGACACUGAGACAAAGAUAGUAAGGAUAGACCAAGAAGAACCGCAGCGACUUGUAAAGAAAUUGCUCGAUGAUAUUGGAAUAGACAAAGAAACUGGGAUAGAUAUUACUAUUCUUCAAGAUUUGUUAGUUGAAUUGUUGGCAGAAGAAGACGGAGUAACUGCUGCAACAAAUCACCUCUUGAGCAAUCUGCCAGACAAUACUAGCGAUGAUGAGAAACAGGAUGUACGAGAACAUGCAACCAAGGUGUUCACAGAUAUUUCUCAACUGAUUAUGCAAUCCCAGGUAUCGGCCGAUGAACUUGAACACUCAGAACCAACAAUGGCAGUAAAACAUGAAGAGAGCGAGCUUCUAGAACAAACUACAGAGCUAUAUAUCGAAGAGACUCAACCUUCGCUGCCAAUAGUAGAGUUAACUAGACAGGAAUCUCAAGAAAAAAGAGAAUCGACACAGAAGAUAUCAGAAUCUGAUUCGAAAGAAUAAUCAUCUUGAAAGGAAAAAAAAAAAAAAAGAAAAUGUCGCAGCAAUAAGGAAAAGGCUGGAUAACUCUAUGACUCAGACAAGAUUUACAUAAGAAACCGUUAGUUCUACUUCAUAAACUCUCACUACGCAAUGAAACAGUAAAUACAUGUCGUAUUCACUGCUAUGUAUAACAUAUAUUCUUUUCUCAAAAAACUGUGCUCAUAGUUGAUUCCUUUACAGUGUAUUUGAAUUUCAUACAUUUGUUAAAUUUGAUUUACUGGGAGGUUCGGAAUAGUAGAUUCGUAAAAUACUUGGUACACUAACUUUAUUUUUCAUUACUUAACGGCAAAGCCCAGAAUCAACAGCUUAAUCUAAGAAUUGUUCAUAAAAGAUAACGGCUUUGCGGCAUAAGGCACCUGUCAGCCUGUAAGAAUAUAUAAGUGCUCGCAAAAAACCGAUAGUACUUCGUGUCAAUUGUCUUGUACAAUAACAUUUUCAGUAGUUGCUAUUUCAGUUAUUUUUUUUUAACAAAUAACGAACACUCGUCGUUCUGUACACCUCUGCAAAUAGCAGCAUUAAUAAAAUGAUUUUAGAAGACUAAUCUUUCAUC
Neodiprion fabricii is the source of this 7222-nucleotide messenger RNA. Its product is annotated as cilia- and flagella-associated protein 44. Gene Ontology annotation, molecular function: protein binding. Lineage: Eukaryota; Metazoa; Arthropoda; Insecta; Hymenoptera; Diprionidae. The transcript has 31 exons. The coding region runs from base 61 to 6633 and encodes 2190 amino acids. The record is from RefSeq and is a predicted model, not a curated record.